Messenger RNA from Notothenia coriiceps (black rockcod), 2895 nucleotides. RefSeq names its product fibroblast growth factor receptor 1-A-like. Gene Ontology annotation, biological process: multicellular organism development; positive regulation of cell population proliferation; fibroblast growth factor receptor signaling pathway. The transcript is spliced from 15 exons. NCBI's taxonomy places the organism in Eukaryota, Metazoa, Chordata, Actinopteri, Perciformes, Nototheniidae. The record is from RefSeq and is a predicted model, not a curated record. Gene Ontology annotation, molecular function: fibroblast growth factor binding; fibroblast growth factor receptor activity; ATP binding. The annotation marks the transcript as partial. Gene Ontology annotation, cellular component: plasma membrane; signaling receptor complex.
GUAGCCGACGCAGUAAAAUCCUCUGAAGACGAAGAAGACGAUGAGUCAUCCUCAGAGGAAAAUAAACUGUCCAAUGAGCUGUCAACGAGUAACGAGAAGCUCCAAACGUUAGCGCCGCAGUGGGUGAUGCCGGACAAAAUGGAGAAGCAGCUUCACGCCGUUCCCGCCAGCAGAACGGUGAAGUUUCGCUGCCAGGCCACCGGGAGCCCGGUCCCCACGCUGCGCUGGUACAAGAACGGGAGAGGGUUCAGAAAGGACCAACGGAUCGGAGGCUACAAGAUCAGAGACCACAUGUGGACUUUAAUAAUGGAGUCGGUGGUGCCAUCCGAUAAAGGGAACUACACCUGUGUGGUGGAGAAUGAACACGGGAGCAUCAAACACACCUACCUGCUGGAUGUAGUUGAGCGUUCUCCUCACAGACCCAUCCUGCAGGCGGGUCUCCCGGCCAAUCAGACGGCGGUCGUGGGUCGAGACGUGGUGUUCGUGUGCCGCGUGUUCAGCGACCCGCAGCCUCACAUCCAGUGGCUCAAACACAUCACCAUCAACGGCAGCAGAGAGGCGCCCGACGGACAUCCAUACGUCCACGUACUCAAGACUGCGGGUCUGAACAUGACGGAUAAAGAGAUGGAGGUUCUGACUCUGAGGAACGUGAGUCUUAAUGAUUCAGGAGAAUACACGUGUUUAGCAGGAAACUCCAUCGGCGUCUCGCAUCACUCCGCCUGGCUCAGUGUCACUGACGAGCUCCCCCCCACCCCACUGCCCUCGCAGACGUACCUGGAGAUCUUCAUCUACUGCCUCGGCUUCUUCAUCAUCGUUAUCCUCAUCGCCACCGCCGUCAUCUGCAGACUCUGCUGGGCGCCGAAGAAAAACCACUUCCACCAUCAGCUGGCCGUCCAGAAGUUAGCGAAGAGCAUCCCUCUGAGGAGACAGGUGUCGGUGGACUCCUCGUCAGGGAUGUGUUUGAUACGUUCGUCUCGUCUCUCGAGCGCCGCGACCUCCAGCCUCACCGGAGUCUCAGAGUACGAGCUGCCCUACGACCCCGCAUGGGAACUUCCUCGAGAACGACUGACGCUGGGGAAGCCUCUGGGCGAGGGAUGUUUCGGGCAGGUGGUUCUGGCCGAGGCGGUCGGGAUCGAUAAGAACAAACCGACCCGCCUCACUAAAGUCGCCGUGAAGAUGCUCAAAGCGGACGCCACAGAGAAGGAUCUGUCUGACCUGAUCUCUGAGAUGGAGAUGAUGAAGAUGAUCGGGAAACACAAAAACAUCAUCAACCUGCUGGGAGCGUGCACACAGGACGGGUCUCUGUACGUUGUGGUAGAGUUUGCCUCUCAGGGGAACCUCCGGGAGGUCCUGAGGUCUCGUCGCCCCCCUGGUCUGGAGUACUGGAGCGACUCCCAGCAGGAGGCCAUGGACCGGCUGGAGGUCAGGGAGCUGGUCUCUGCUGCGUACCAGGUGUCUAGAGGGAUGGACUACCUCGCCUCCAGGAAGUGUAUCCACAGAGAUUUGGCAGCGAGGAACGUUCUGGUGACCGAAGACAACGUGAUGAAGAUCGCUGACUUCGGUUUGGCUCGAGACGUUCAUCACAUCGAUUACUACAAGAAGACCACCAACGGCCGUCUGCCGGUGAAGUGGAUGGCUCCAGAGGCUCUGUUCGAUCGGAUCUACACACACCAGAGCGACGUGUGGUCCUUCGGGGUCCUGCUGUGGGAGAUCUUCACCCUCGGGGGGUCCCCGUACCCCGGGGUCCCUGUGGAGGAACUCUUUAAACUGCUGAAGGAGGGCCAUCGCAUGGAGAAACCCUCCGCCUGCCCCCAGGAGCUGUAUCGGAUGAUGAGAGACUGCUGGCACGCCGUCCCCGCUCGCAGACCCACUUUCUCUCAGCUGGUGGACGAUUUAGACCAAACACUUUCCCUCAUGGCCAACCAGGAUUACCUGGAGCUGGCGUCUCCUCUCGUCCAGCUCUCCUCCGUCAGCUCCUCUCUCUCCUGCAGCUCCUCGUGAGCCUUCUGGGAAUUUCUUCCUUCCUUCGUCCCGUUUCCUCUCGAUGUUUCACUGCAGCUUCCUUAUGUGAAACACAGCUGGACUGAGGGAUGGAACCACUGCUGCUGAAACAUGUUUAUAAUAAUAACGUUCUCAGUGUGAAUAGUGUACAUAUUAUUUUGUUAUUGCGAAUACAAGGAUGAAGACAGAACUGGAUUCAUAGGAAAUGAAAUGUAAAGCGAGAAAUACUUACUAAAUGAGGAACAAAAUACAGAAGAUGUGGAAAGGGAAGUUAUUCACUAUAACAAGCAUUAAGAAAAAGGGGCAACAAAUGUAAUAGCAUUACAAAAUAGUCAUUAAAAAGCUAAGAAAACACAAGCUUUAAAAGGAAAUACGUCAGUUAUGAAAUAUAAUAAUUAAAGUUACAGUGAAGAGUAACAUAUGAAUAUAAUUGUUUUUGUUAAAAAAGAUAGGAUUCAGUUUUAAUGUAAAAUAAACUGUAUUUUUUUCUUUGCCUUUUCUAGAUAUAUUCAGCAUAAAAACUAUUUUUCCAUGUUUAGUUUUAACUUUGAAGACAAGAAACAGGCCUUCAUGGUUUGUAAUGUAGCAGACGUUUUAUACACACAACUAAAUGUGUACAUAUAUCUAUACAUUAGUUAAAAUAAUACAUUUAAAUGUACUUUUUACUCGUCUACCAUCUGCCUCCUUAGAUGUAUUUCUUUGUGCAUUCUUUUAUUAAUUUAUUUUGUACCAAUAUUUAUGUAUUUCUCCACACCUGUUGCCAAAGAAGAUGUCCGCCAGUGUUCAACAUUGCACUUAUCCAGCUGAGUACAGCCUGCCAUUUACAGAAAACGCUUCGAGUUGAAUGUGUACAGUAACUGAUUAACAACAGUAUUAAAACUUUUUUUGAAUUUA